Molecule: messenger RNA, 4649 nt
Organism: Neurospora hispaniola
Lineage: Eukaryota; Fungi; Ascomycota; Sordariomycetes; Sordariales; Sordariaceae
Product: Sfi1 spindle body protein-domain-containing protein
Exons: 2
Coding region: 119-4630 (1503 amino acids)
Source: RefSeq, a predicted model, not a curated record
UACAACAAAUUGCCCACGCCUAUCCAACCGUUGUACGAGGGCGCAUACACCGUGCUUUGACCAGAGUCGGGAUUAGGCUUUCCAUAGUCAUGCCUUGGAGGUGGCGGCGCCCUCUCACAUGCCGCCUCCAUCCUCUCUGCCCCUCCACCACCGAGAUGGCAGGGCCGGGCUACCACAGUCAUCCUCCUCUUCGCGACAGCAGGCCGGACUCGGAAAUCCCAAUAUCAGCAACAGCAACAACAACAAUGGCGGUGCCAAGGCCAACGCCAAUACCAGCUUCCCCCCACAAGCUCAAGCGCAAGCUCACAGCAAUGAGCCCUACUACUCUAAUGAAGACAUCGAGCUCCUCCACGAAAUCGUCACCCUCGCCGAGUCCAUCCUCCCCUCCCUGCCUGAGCGCGACCGGCUCCCCACGAACGCGCUCUUCCAAGCCGCCGAACAGAUCCUCCCCGCCCAUGGCUACCCAGAUCCGGACCAGGCGCCCUCGCAUAUCUCGCGGCUUAUCUUUAAGAUUGGGGGCCAGCGAUGCGCUCCGAACUCGAAAGGGGAAACCAGUUUGCUGGAUCGGUUUCGAGCCGUCUUAGCGGGUAUGGGCAUCAUGUUGGAGUAUGUGCCUAGUAGUCCGGUGGUGGGAGGGAGGAGUCGGGACCAGUCGCCUGCUGGCCCACCAGGAGCGGGCGGAAGAGGGGGGUUGGGGACGGCGCGGGAUAAGGCUGCUGGAUCCAGGUCGAGGAGUGUCUCGGUUUCGGGCAGAUCGCUGGGCGGGUUCUCGUCAGUCUUUAGUGAUGACGACGAGGACGUGACGGGCGGCGAACUCGAUAUCAAGUUACGACGGUUACUGCCGAAAAGGAGACACAGUUCCGUUUCGAGACCGCUUGCGCUUGGAGGACUACCGAUUCGGUCAAGGGCUCGGUCGGCGAGUUUUACGGACCCCAAUGCCUUGCCUGGGGACACGCUUAGGGGCGAGAGGGCUAGGAGACUGGAAGUGCUGGCGCAACAACGGGAACAGCAGCAGCGAGAAAGGGAGCAGCUCUUGAACCGAAGGGGGAGGUCACCAGAGAAAGGCCAAGGGAGGAGGAGUCAAUUGGCUUCGAGGUCCAAGAGUUCGGUCCGCGAGUACGGCGAUGAUGGACGACCUUUUCAACCGCAUAACCCCGUGCUGGACAAGGUCAAACACAUCCCUCGUGUAUUCGGCGCACCGCAUCACUACGACAAUGCGGAAGUUGCCGCCGGCGCCUUGCCCGCUUACGCCAGACCGAACAAAGAACGGCCACGGCCCAUAUCCUUCUCCUCCGUAGGCGAAACUGACCUUAACCACAAAUCCCCGCGAACCGAUUUCUCCGAACUCCAUCGCGCAACCAGUGACACCACCGUCAACACCAAAGACGAGCCCCUGCCUAGCAGUCACCACCAUGCCUUUACGCGUCCACCACACCUCGACCCCGAAUACCAAGAAGCAAAAGUGCGCAUGUUCCGAACCGAAGACAACGCCUUCCUCCUCCGCGACGCCUUUACGUCAUGGCACGACCACUUUAACCGGAUCCAGCGGGAUCAUCACCGCCUGCUUUCUCUCGCGACGCAAAUCGACGACGAAGACAUCAAGACCGAGGUCCUGGAGAUAUGGCUCGAGGAAACGAUCGCCGUUGUCGAAGAGCGCGAGCGCCACGAGGCAGAAGCGGAAUAUGAAGCGUGGGUUGACAGGAUGGAGCGGCGCGCCACGAGGGUGUACGAGGUUUUCACGAUUCAGAACAUGCUGAAUUUCUGGCAGGAUCAAGCACGCGAGGAGCUGGACCGUACCGCGGUUGCGAGACGGCAUCUGGUACGGAAAAGGGCGUUCGAUGCCUGGAGGGCGCAGCAUAUCCAGGACGAGACAAAGGCGAGGAACUUUGUGCUGAUCCAUGCGCUGCAAAGGUGGACGGCCGUGGCGCUUCAUCAGGAGGUUAGACGGCAUGUUGCUGAGCAGACGGAGGAAAGGGAGACGAUGAGGGAAGGGUUGAUGCACUGGUAUCGGCUGCAAAAGGGGAGGGUGGCGGAUGAUUAUGCCGUGUUCAAGGCGAUGAAGGGGAGUCUGACGCACUGGACUUCGAGGACAAAGGAUGUCCAGGAUGAUCAUGAGGUGGCCAUCGCCUUGGAUGAGAGACUCCUUCUCGACGAGGCGGUUAAUAUCUGGCAAGAAGAGGCCGAGGAUCUCAGGUACACGGGGUACAAGUGCAGAGGGUACAAGGUUACACGGGACUGUCAGAUUAUCCUGGCGGAUUGGCACGAGCAGAGCCGACUGUUGCGGACACUUAGAAAGUUUCGCGCGGCUGAUGAGCGCACGCUCAAGUGGAACUGUCUCGAGCAUUGGCAGGAAGAAGCCGAGUACGCCCGGCGGGACGGUCUGCUGGCUGACGCCGUGCUUCUUCUUAACCCCGUGGACACCUGGAAACUGGAGCUGAAGCUGAAACUUUGGAAUAUUCGCGAAGACGAAGAAACUCUCGAAGACACUUUAACUCACUGGUUCUUGGAGCAGCGUCUGGCCUUGUUCCAGCACCACGCUGCCUCUACCACCAAGAAAUCCACCCUUUCAACCUGGCUCGACGCCACCCAAACCUCCCUGUCCGUCUGCCAACGCUCCGAGUCCGAAGCUGACUACUUCUACUCCGACCACCUCCUCUCCUCGUGUUUCUCAACCUGGUUCGACGCCUCUAACGCCAUCUUCACCCCCCGCCACAACGCCAACCUCAUCUGCCUCUACCGCACCACCAAGCCCUGCUUGGACCGAUGGCGCGAAGCCCUCGUCUCCUCCACCACGCGCAAUGCUUACUACGCCCGCAAAGCCUCGAAGCAAUCUAAGCGCUUCACCAUCGCCUCUGUCCUCGACCGCUGGCCUUUCUUGGCCGAACAAGCCCGUCGCGAAAGAAUGAUGACAUCCCUGCGCUCCUUUCGCCACUCCUACAAGAUCUCCCUAGCCCAGUCCUGUCUGAGUACCUGGUUCAACGCCCUCUUGGAAGCCGACGACCUGUCAGCAGACGCUGACGCCCUCCACCUCGAUCACAACCACUCGGACCUGUACGAAACUCUUGGCUAUUGGUCUUCCAUUGCCCGGAGAGCGCAAGAGAUAAGGGAGACUGCCGCCGAUGCCGAGCUAGACACCUACUUGGAAAACUGGAUGGACAGCGCGGCAGAGAUGAGGGAGGCAGAAAUGGACGCCGAAGAAUGGGAAGCCGUGGGGACGAUGAAGGGGUGUUUGCAGAGGUGGGAGCACGAGGCGCUGCAUUUGGUUGCUAAGAGGAAUGCGGUGAAGGCGCUGAGGGAGAGGGAGGAGAGGCGGAUGGCGGCGGGCGUGUUGGAGGGGUGGUGGGCGGUUGUCAAUCCCGGGGCUGUGGUUAGAGAACGACAGAUGGGGGCAGAGUUUAGUAUGCUUGAUCCGAGGAUGAGUACGUUGUUGAGUUCGAGGAGGAGUGUGAGGCAUAUGGGGGGACGGUAUCGGGACCGCGAAAGGGGAAGCGGUGAUGUAUCUGCGGCAAACUUUGGCAAUAGUGUUAGCCAGUGGUUUGUCAAUUCGGAGAUGCCGCCUGAGCGGGAGAGGGAGAGGGAUCGGUCGACGUUUCUUUUCCCUUCGGCAGCACCGAUGAGACAGUCUGUUCAGCUUCCUAUCCGAUCUGCUCCCCCAUCAGCAGCUGCCCAGCAACCCGCUCAACCACCACCAAAGGUACCAAAAGGCUAUCAACCAUACCACCCCAACCCCGACCCUCCCGCUACUGCUUCCUACUCCCGCCCCGCAAGUCGCACAGCAAGUCGACCCGCCAGUAGACUCGCGGCUCCCACCAUACCCGAGACUCCGAUGGUCUCAUCAUCAGCAGCACCCAUCGAGCAAAAACCAACAACAGGCCGAAGCUCGGACAUGCGUCCGACGAAUUUAUCUGCUCGGCUGGUCAACGCGCGGAAUAACCCUUCCAGCUCCUCAUUUCGGGCAAGCCAGACCCUAGCAGCAGAGGCUAGUGCUCUCAGCGGCGUCGGCGGCGGCCUGGGACCGAUGAACUUUGACGACGACGACGACGACGAGGAGUCGUUCCUCCCUGAUUUAGACAUUAACGAUCCAGGGUUCAUGAGCACGCCUAGUAGAGUUAGGCGAGCGCCGCCUCUGGGGCGACAUGCGUCGCAGUCUGUGCCGCCGAUUGUGCCGCCGCCGGUUGUGCACGGGCAGGCGCAGGCGCAGAGCACUACGGUAUUUUCUUCUCAGUACCAACCCACCCUAACAACAGACGACAACCACGGCACCUCAAGACCAGACCGACCAGAACGUUUCAACGCCCGCAAAUCCCUCUUCCGCCCUUCCACUGCUCCUCCCCCAUCCAACCACAACAACUACCACUACCCGCCCUUUCAAGGACCACCAACAGCCCCUUCCACCUCCAUGUCGGUCGGCACCAGUACCCCGUCCGCGAUCCUCGCUAGUCCAAGAGAACGGGAGUUAAGAAGAGUGUAUGCGGAACCUAGCACCUCUAGUGCUGCUGCUACGGGGGUGGGGGUGGGCAAUACGUCGGGAAUCCUGAGAGGGGGGAGGGAGUGGAUUGAUCGGGAAAGAGUGGAGAGGGAGAGGGGGGUGUUUUUUAGUGAUAUACGAGAGGAGAGUGCUGAGGGGUGAUUGCAUUAGACUGUGCUUC